Molecule: messenger RNA, 5796 nt
Organism: Porites lobata
Lineage: Eukaryota; Metazoa; Cnidaria; Anthozoa; Scleractinia; Poritidae
Source: the annotation of a GenBank genome assembly
GUAAAAAGAGUAUUUUUUUUCUUGAAAUCGCCGAUUACGUUUUGAAGAAGACUUGCGUAUCAACAUCUCAGAAAGUGAUGGAGAAACAAACACUCCUUCUUUGGUUUGCAACAGCUCUGCUUUUGCUACUGUCCUCAAAAGAAUCCUCUGGCAGCUUUUUCUCCUCGUUGCAGUUCACCCGUGAUUCUCUAAUGAGCUUUUCUAGUGGCUCCGAACGAACGGUGCAGAUCCUCACGCCGAAGAAAACGACAAAAACUGUUAUGAAAAAAGUACCUGGGGUCCGUCCUACGAAAGCCAAGAAGAAAACCAAAGUUACAAAGUACUCGGUUAUUCACAAAAGUGGCUGGGGGGCUGGUCCUAAACGAGCGCCACGAACGGAACCUCCACCAACGAAACUUGUCCCGGUUACAGAAACAGUUGUUACAUAUCAAAACAAAAGAAAGGUGUAUCGUCGACGUUCUUCACCUUCUAACAAGUUCUUAGAGGCAAUCAACGAUAUUGAGCGAGCCGUAGCUAAUGCAAAAGCUUCUGGAAUACGCUUCAGCGCCCGGACGUUGAAUAAACUGAAAGCUCUUGUGGAGAGAGCCAUACGGAGUAAGAGCUAUAAAUACGCAAGACAGGUAAGACUAAAGACAUCUUAAAUGUUUGCAAUCGCUUAUAUUUCCCGUUACAGUCUUCAUUGUAUCCUGCUCUCCCUUUAUCUGUAUUAUGUUUUAGUUUUUUUUUUGGUUCCAUCUCUGAUCAUAGGUUAUCUUCAUUUUAGUUCAUUGCGAAUGUUAAGCGAAAAACCCGAAGGUCGUAAUGGGAUAUCGUCGUCGGGGUCAAUCGAUAUCCCAACCCCCCGUACCCAGGGUCUAAUUGUACUCUUCGGAGUCUACUGACCUCUUCUCGCAGGCCAGGACCGUCGCAGGAACUUGUUGUUGUUUUUGUUGUUGUUUAUUUCACGGAAAACUAAGUUACGCUCUCUUUACCUAGCCCCACAGGUGUGUUCUUAAAAUAUUUGGGGUGAAAUGGAUCCUGUCCACAAUUCUCCUGCCUCCUGAGCCACUCUUAGAGAAUAAUCGUUUUCAACUUAAGCUCGUAAAUACAAACAGCGGCUUAUUCGCUGUGUAUAUUAUUAAUACCCGGCAGCCGGGAAGGGUCUUAAAUAUCAUGAAUGCCCGGCAGUCAGAAAGUGUUGUAGAAUUUCUUCACAAUCCCUUUUGCUGACCUCUUGAAAGUAUUCUAUCUUCAGUGAGAAUUACCAAGUGAUCAGGCCUAAAACAAGAGUGGCAUUUAGUCUUAUUUAUUAAAAAAACCUUACGGCGUAUAGCCAUAGCGUUUAUAAGUUACAUGGUUUUGUGUUCUUUGUUUUUUAGGUCCUUGGUCAAAUUAUGUACUUAUUGAGCACCAAGCCAGCGCCUCCUGGUCGCAAAAAGAGAAGCUCGCAGAGCGAAGGGCAAGAAUUUCUUCGAGGCCUUCGCCAGAGAGUUGGUAGCGAUACCUUUGAUAGUUUUAUGGCUGUACAAGGCGAUGUCUCCCUGAUGUUCGUUAUAGAUGACACAGGAAGCAUGAGGGAAGAAAUCGAAGCAGCAAAAAGCAUUGCAAUAGAUAUCAUUAAUUACCCGCGAGAGGCCCCCAUCGUCACUUACAUCCUGUCGCCAUUUAAUGAUCCGUAUCCACCAGGUUAGUUGAAAUGAAAAUGAUGAUGAUGACGACGAUGAUGGUGAUGGUGAUGAUGAUGAUGAUGACGAUGAUGGUGAUGAUGAUGACGAUGACGAUGACGAUGACAAUGACGAUGACGAUGACGAUGACGAUGAUGAUGAUGAUGAUGAUGAUGAUGACGAUGACGAUGACGGUGAUGGUGAUGGUGAUAAUGAUGAUGAUGAUGAUGUUUCGAUAGAGAAGGGUUCAGAAUUCGAACUUUAUUAGUGAAAACCAAGAGCCAUAAUAGGACUAUUAUGGCUCUUGUGAAAACCAGUUAAGGCCCUGAACUAUCCUCUUAUUAUAUUGCCGAGUAAUUAUUAAAUACUGUCAAUAUAGUCAUUACUUUAAUAGGAAAAAAGAAUGAACCUCCAAGAGGAGUCCUUUUAAAGGACGUGCCCAAAGUGUUGAAAAUUAGCUUCAUACAAUCAGAGACAUUAGCCAGCGGCGCGGAAUUUCUGCGCUGGUUCCUCAUACGUCAUUUCGCAUGGAAACCAGCGGUGGCGUCUCGAAAUGUUGUCUGUUUUCAGGCUGAGUUCAUUGAGAAUGAGUCUAUUAACCCUUUCACUGCCAAAUGUAGCCAAAGGCAAAUUUCGACCAGAUUUUUAAUUUCAUUUUGUAAAAUUUUGUAAAACAAAUAGCACCAUGUGUGAGUACAGGCAGAGAGCUUUCAUUUGAAUGGCCACAUCAUAGGAUUUCGUCCACAGACUCACAAGUUAGAUUCACCUUACAAAACUCCAUCAAACACUCUGGCAGUGAAAGGGUUAAACCAUUUUUUGUUGUUGUUGUUUUUGUCGUUGACACAGAUGCACCACCCGUAAUUGUGAAAGAAGAGACCGAAGCCGGUGAAUUUGUAGCAGAAAUCAACAAACUGAGAGCCCAUGGGGGCGGGGAUUGCCCGGAGUAUACCUUCAAGGGAAUGCUAGAGGCUUUGUACCAAGACCCCGCAUGGGGAUCCCCUAUGUAUGUAUUCACAGAUGCGGGUCCAAAGGAUGCUACAGAGUACGACAUCGAAGAAGUAAAGGCCUUGGCAAGCGCUGAUGAAUAUGGCGUGACCAUCAACUUUUUCACUACCGGUAGGAUAGCCUCCUGUAGAGACGGUCUUAUGGGUUCGUCACACUUUCCUGUCGCGUGACAAGCAGAAAGGCAUUCUGUGUGAAAAGCUAAUAGGAUGUUAUCCAAACUUGAUUGCUUUGUUAACAGCUCUUUUUACUUGCAAUGUUUAACAAUUUAACCCUUAAUUCUUUUAAUGAAGGUAUGCUACCAACUUUAAAAUCAUUACUGGUUGAAUGUCCUAAGAGACGUUCUACUGAAACCUUGGCCUUGAAAUAUUUCCCUUGUUCGAUGUCAAUAUACCCUUUUUUUGGCAAAAAGUAUAACGCUGUAAUUUUCUGCACGGAAGUCUGAAAAGGCCAAAAGGCCCAAAAAAAUUUCCUCUGGUGUUGCUCAAACUAGGCGAAUUCCUGGUAUGUCUUGAGGUCAUUUCUCUUGACUUGAAAUCUUGAUUUAUAAUUAGGUGUAUAUAUGGUUAUACUGGCAAUAUAAUGCUAGAGGAAGUGUCCUUGCUUUGAACUAGCAUCCUGUCCAGUGUACCAAGGAAAUAAUGCCCCAGGCGUUCAGAUUGGGGGGAUCUCGCAAAAAGAUGUGUGCAGGAAUAACAGCGAGGGGGUAGGGUAGUAGGCGGUACGGGUUCCCCUCCCUCUCUCCCUUCCUAUUUUUCCCCACUCUGACUGCGCGCUGCACUCUACUAUCUUAAAUCCCUGGAACAAGCUACGGAGAAGUAAAAAAUCUUCUUUAUUUUUAAAAUAUAGGCUUCUGCACUAGUCAGGGUUACGACGGAAGAGAUCCAAGAAACCUUCACCCGGCUUUCCGCGAAUUAGCUGAGUUUACUUCCGGGCAGGCCAUCCUCCUCAAAGACCAGUGGGAGCUGGAACAACUCAACAAUUUGACGAAUGGAGUGCUGCAAGGUGACAAUGUGGUGAGCUUUGGAUCGAACACGUCGAACAGGAAGAAACGUAGUGUAAGUGGGGCAGAUAGCCGGUACAGUAUUCCAGUGGAUGACUCCAUCGAAGAAAUGACUGUCACCGUAACCACCACGCUGAUAGAUACCAAAGGUUUGUGAUAGUUCAUUUUGGGAGAAAAGGAGGUGAAGAUAAGGGCUUUCUUUUCAGCGUCCAAUAGGAGUUCUUUGAGCAAGCGCCCGAGUAAUAGAGACUUCUAGCACUGUCUUUCUUCAACACGAUGUAUAAGCGUGCUUCAUCUCCCAUGCUAAGUUCAUUUAGCUGAGCUCAUUUCUCUAACAGAUCCAUCUAACUCAUUCCCAGUUUACCUCUCUUUUUCUUGUCCCCUGGAGCAUGAAGGGACUGGAGGAAGAGAGGGCCCGGUAACGAGGUUUGAAAGAUCGUUAUGAGUUCUCAACACAACAUUAGUUCGAGUAAAUGAAAACAAAAAACGUUAUUGUAGGAGCUAAGAGCUUUAUGCUAACUCUGUCCUUCUCAAAGGUCGCCUCUCCGUGCCACUCGGAGAAGGGAAACGAAAUCACUUUUUUUUUAAUCUCUAAGUGUCCCCAGUAUACUUUACUAACAUAUGUUUCGUUUAUUUCCUCUCAGGGCGAGGAAUAACGUUACAAGACCCAGAUAACAUCGUGACACCUGGCAAAUUAGGUCUUUCCCAGAUCUCCGUCUUUGAGAUCCACAACCCCAAGAGAGGAGCCUGGACCCUUACUGUGUCUGGUGGAAAUGGUGGGCAUGAGUUCUUUGUUAAGUCAAGCAGCGCCACUAACGUAGAUUUUGAACACUACUUUCUGGUUGAAAUGCCAGGCCGCGGGAGACGAAUGGUUGAAGUACCCACUUCCAAUCCAAUAAUUGGUAAGUCGUUUAUAUUUUUUUGCUGUGCGCUGAUAUAGGAGAUUAAAGGAAACGUCCCUUAAACAUCAGGAUUGCGUAAAGAAACGGGAGCCUUUCGUUGAUGAGGUUACAAACUGUAGCAUAAAAAAAUAAGUUUUGCAGUCCUUAUAGACUGUGAGCUGUCUUUUUUUUUUUGCUUGAAAAUCUGUGAGAGCGCGCGCGCGCGCCGGAUAAUGCGAGUGUCCAAGGUGUGCGAGCGGGCAACGAGUUGUGCCGGGUUUGCUCGUACUGGCGCCCGCAGACCACACACAACUCGCUGCUCGCGUUAUCGCGGGCGCGCUCCCACAGAUUUUGAGCAAAAAGAGACUGCUCCCAUUCUACUAGCCUGCGAACAGCAGAUGCGUUUCCGGUCGUCCCUUCUCUUCCUCCGAAAAAUAGCUGUUUUUGGGAGGGAGAGAGGCGACGACCGGAAAUGCGUCUGCUGUUCGCAGGCUACCAUUCUACAGUCCUACUAACCAUUCAAACGAAACCUCUUUAGCCAAGUACUUUCAAAUGGUGUCGGUAUUUUCCAAGAGGAAUUCUUGGAUGCUCUUGGGAGUGAAAAAGUUAGAUGAAUAACAGAGUUUUUUUUCUGUAUUCUUAAAGGCAAAUUAAACAAAAUGGUCAUCACUUUGGCUGGAUCAGAGAAAGUAGAUACCAGUUCCCUGCGGCUGCAGCUCAUAAACACUGAAGGAAACCUCAUCCGUGAUGUGCCCCUUCAAAGUCGGUCAGGUGACCGCGUCCAUUUUACCGCCAUCAUAACUCCGGCUGCAUCAAAGCCGUUCUUUAAGCUAAAGCUCAAAGGGAGCACGCAAAGCGGUAACCCAUUUGAGAGAAUUUCCCAUCAAGUUAUUAAGCCCACCACUGCUGUUCUAAGGGCCAAGAGGGCCAGCAAUGAUUACACCCUCCCUCUAAGGAGAAACACGUUUAUUCAUUUCCAGCUGUGUAACUUUGGCAACACCGAAAUUUUUAACGUUGCUGUCGUAAAAGAUAGAUUGCGUUACAUUGACCGUUCUCGGCUUCCGAGCCCUAAACGCGUGAUCAAAGGCCGUUGCGUGACUAUCGCUGUUCGCGCCCGAGCUACUCGUCAAGAGGACGUGGAAACCACAGAUUCUGUGUUUGUCAUCGCAAAAGGAAACAGUUCAAGCGUUGUUGUUUCGCAAACAGUACGUUUAUUUGUGGUGUCGUAGAGAAAAACAAACAGCACUUCUAGUAAAGAAACGCUAAC